Molecule: messenger RNA, 706 nt
Organism: Triticum dicoccoides
Lineage: Eukaryota; Viridiplantae; Streptophyta; Magnoliopsida; Poales; Poaceae
Product: outer membrane protein H.8-like
Exons: 1
Coding region: 125-352 (75 amino acids)
Source: RefSeq, a predicted model, not a curated record
ACACCACCACCACCACCUCCAUCUCUCAAGCCAACAAGCAUCCAUCCAUCCAUCCAUCGCCAAGCAGUGCGCCUGCCCGCAGCUAGCAAGCUCCCACCGGACCAACCAAGCCAGCCAGCCAACAAUGGCCCGCGCCGCUGUCUUCAUCGUCGCCCUCCUCCUGGUCGCCGUCGCCGUGGCGCCAUUCGCCGACGCCAAGGGCAAGAAGGCCAAGGCCGAGAAGAAGGCCGAAGCGCCGGCGCCCUCCGCCAGCGCGCCAGCCGACGCGCCCGCCGCCGACUCCCCAGCCUCCGAGCCCUCCGCUGCGGAUGCACCGGAGCCCAGCAGCAGCAGCAGCAGCACCUCCGACUGAUCGAUGACCGCCCGCCCUGCAUGCCCGGACGCCGGACAGAGAACGAUCCGUCUGGUGAUGAUGAACCGGAGCUCGCCCUUUCUCUGUUUGUAAUAAUGCAUGCGUGCUGAUCCACGCCGCCCCAUCCAAGAUUUUCUUUUCUUUUCUUUUCUUUUCUUUUUAUGGCAUUCUUUUCAGGGGAAUAGUUCGUCCCUGUUUAAUUUUGUUGAGAUCAAAUUUCCUCUUUCUUUUGCCAAUGUCAUGUACGUAGUUAUACUUGCCUCUCAACAUAAGGCUUGUUGUCAUCUUCAAUUCUAGCCUUGUACCGUGAAGCGAUUGUGAACAAUAAACAGAAAAUUCCCCACUUCUUUACAA